This is a messenger RNA of Bombus huntii, 6552 nucleotides long. It is a transcript of the gene Root, whose product is annotated as rootletin. The transcript has 26 exons. NCBI's taxonomy places the organism in Eukaryota, Metazoa, Arthropoda, Insecta, Hymenoptera, Apidae. The coding region runs from base 694 to 6486 and encodes 1930 amino acids. The record is from RefSeq and is a predicted model, not a curated record.
AAACAUAGUUAACUGGAGAAAUCUCUGGAUUUAAAAAUAAAUAUAUUGCGACAAAACAUAUUUAUGUAGCUUUUAUUUCUUAAACGAAUAUUGAAGAAGUAUUCUAUAGUUGAUAAUUAAAUACAAAGGACAUUAGAUUUGUUUCAAAAGUUUUCUAUUGACUACUUAACAUUUAUUCACUCUUGUUAACUAUUUUAUAUCUAAUUUAAUUAUACAGCAAUUUUUAAUUUUAUUAUACGUGGUAAUCGUGCUAUAAGCAUAAGCAAUUUAAAUAAGCGGAGAGACAAACAUUGCAUACACCCAGUAUUCUAUAAUUCUAUACCUAGGUCCUUUUACAAAUGUAUGUACAUACUUCACUUACUAAGCAACAGUAAACAGUAAACAGUAAACAGAAACCUAACCCUAACUAAAUGAUGAUGAAUGCAUUUUAUAGUUUACUAAAAAUUCAUGCAACAUUUUAAUGAUAAAAAUAGGAAAACAAAACUGAAUAUAUAAUAUGUAUGGUAAAAAUAAAUAGCAUUUACAUUAAUAAAUAAAAAGUAGUUCUCAAAUAUUGUACAUAGUAUCUGUAAUUAUAUAAGAAUGAGACAACAAAUUUAUGAUGUAAUUAUAAUUUGUAAAUCAAAUAAUAUAACACGAGAAUUUUUAAGAAUUUAUUAAGGUAUUGAUGUAGAAAAAAGCACAGGUGGUAAAAUGGAUUCUGCAGGUAGCACAAUAAGUGGUGCUGGAGAUCGUUUAAGUGAAGAAGAUCUUUCACCAGAUGCAUUAGUUAGACAGAAUUAUGAAUUACGACAUCGUCUUGAAGAAGAAGCAGCUCAUUACAAAAGACGUCUGGAUACAUACAGACAAGCACAACAACAUCAGGCUGCUCUUGUUUCCCGCUUACAAGCCAAAGUGUUGCAAUACAAACAAAAAUGUUCUGAAUUGGAAAGUCAAAUGGCAGAAUCUGCUGUAUAUGAUUCUAAUAAGGCUGCGAGUUCUACAUCUCCAACAACUUCUGUUUUAGAUGCAGCUUAUCAAACGUUAAGGGAAAUACGUGAGGAACAGGUUCAUGAUUUAGACACUGCUUUAAAAAAACUGGCAGAAGAACGUAAAAGAUGUGAAAAACUGUUGCAAUUAAAUACAACUUUGAAAGAUCAGUUAGAAGAAUCUCAUCAAACAAAUGAAGCACUCACAAAUGAUUUACAGAAAUUAAGUAAUGAUUGGGAUAUUUUAAGAGAAGAAUUGGCUAUCAAGGAAGAGGAAUGGAGAGAAGAAGAACAAGCUUUUAAUGAAUAUUAUACUUCAGAACAUAAUAGAUUAUUAAAUCUUUGGCGUGAUGUUGUUUCUGUAAAACGAUUAUUUGCAGAGAUAAAGUCUAGUACGGAAAGAGAUUUAUUAAAAAUGAAGAAUAGCGUUAUUUCUACGUUUAAUGAUGUCUCGUCGGCUUGUAAUAAUACAGGAUUCGCUAUAAGAAUGCAAGCAGCUAUGCAACCAAUGAUAUCUCAGCAAGUUCAACAAGCACAGGAACAGGUAACAACUGACUUAAAAACAGAAUUAACAACACUUAAACAACAAUAUGACGUAGCUCAGAAUGAAAUUCAUAUAAAAGAGGAAAAGAUCAAUCAACUUAUUCGUGAUGUUCAUAGUUUGGAAGAAAGAUGUGGGGAGGCCGAAGCAGAAGUACAUCGUAAUUCACGCUUACAAGAUGAUAUAGAAAUUUUACAAUCUGCAUUGAGGGAUAUAGCACAUGCUGUAAUCCAAGAUGCAGAAACUCGCGAAAUUGAAUCUACCCAGGCACCUCCUCAUCUUCAUUUGUCACCUACUGGACCAAUCCCCCAAAAAUCACCAAAAAGAGGUACAAGAAGCAACACCAUUCCAGCCUUUGCUGAAAGUACUAUCAGUGCUGUACAAGCAGCUCUACAUAAAUAUCAGUUGACUAUACACGAGCUUCAGGUAAAAUUGCAAACCAAUAAAGAACAGUUACAAUCUUCUCGAAAACAAUUCGAAAACGCAGAAGAGAAUGUUAAAACUUUAGAGAAGAGAGCAGAGGAAUUAAUUAUUGAAUUGGAUACAAUUCGGUCACACUGCUCACAACUUAAUCAAGAAAAAGACAUGUUACAAAAAGGGCUUGAUACUGUAAGGAUAGAAAAAAAUGCACUUGACAAAAGCAGAGUAGAAAUUAACAGCAUGAUGGAAAAUUUAAAUAGCGAUUGCGAAAAAUUACAGAAAGCUAAUAACAAAUUACAAAAGCUUUGUGAUAACUUGGAAGAUGAAAAAUUGUAUCUUCAAAGUGAGCUCAGUAGACUAUCUAAAGAUGUAGAAUUAAGAGAACUAAAUCUACGUUCAGAAGAAGACAGAUGCAGUAAAAUGAGAGAGGAACUGCUAACUUUACGGGAAGAAUUGAGUAAAGCAUAUCUGGCAAAAGAUAUGUUAGAACAACAAAAAUUAGAAACAGAUGGAUUAAUUUCACAAAUUGAAAAAAGCAAAGGUGAUUUGGAACUAGAAUUGGAACGUGUACUAUUAGAAAAAUCAGACUUACAAGAAGUUUUAAUGAAAUUAGAAACAGUCUGCAGCAAUAAUGAACAAGAGAAACAACAAUUACAAGAAGAAUUAAAAAAGAUAACAGAAGAAAAAAACAAAUUAGCAAGUCAAUGCACUGAUCAGCAAAGUGAUUUGGGUUCCUUAAGAAAAGAAUUACUUCAAGCAGAACAAACCAGACUCGAUUUGGAGUCAGAGAAAGCAACUUCGAAUGAAAAAGUAAAAUUUUUGGAGAUCGAGAAGGAGAAGAUUGAAAUAGAAGUAGCACAUGUUACCCGUGAGCGUGGAGAUUUAAGUAAUCAGUUGUCAGUUUUGGCACGAAAGAAAGAAACAUUAAAUGAGGAAUUAAUGAGAGUCAGACAAAGAUUAGAACAAGCAAACGAAAUGAAUGGAAGAAUAAAUCGAAAUUUAGAAGAUCUCGUAAAAGACAAUGAAGAGAAACAGGUACUCUUAGAAACCAAUGAAAAAGAAGUACAACGACUACAGGAGCAACUUGCAUCAAUGCGUAGUGAAAAGGAAACGUUAGAAGGCGUGUUAUUUGAUACACAAACUAAUUUAGAAAAUAUGCAUGUAAAGAAGACACAAUUAGAAAAGGAACAGAAAGAGUUGUUAAUAAAACAGGAAAGCUUAAAAGGACAAGUAGAACGAUUAAUGAAGGAACUCGAGAGUAGUGAGAAACGAACACAUGAAAUAAAGCAAACUCUAACGCAACAAAGCGGCGACCAAGAAGCUGAAUUUCAACAAAUUAUCUCCAACGUGAAAAAACAUAGUGAAGAUAAUAUAAAAAAACUAAAUGAAGAAAAAGAACAAAUAAAAAUAAACUUAGAGAAACGACUUCAACAAUCCCUGUUGCAACUUACUGGAGAGAAAGAUAAUGAGAUAAAUCAAUUGCAGCAAAGGAUAGAUGAAAUGCAACAGCACAUAGAAAAUUUGUGUCAACAACAUGAGGAAGUUCUUCUGAGAGCAGAAAAUGAUAAACAACAAGCUCUUCUUAUAGCUCAUCAUGAUCAGCAAGCAUUAAUGGAGAAAUUGGAGACUGUUCUACGUGAAAUGGAAGAAGAGAAGAACAAUGUAGAACGAAUGAAACGGGAAGCAGCAGCGCGUGCCGAACAGGAACGUAAUAAUACAAAUCAAUUGCGCGAUGAAUUGAGCCGUUUUAAAACAAAAUUAGACGAGACUAAACUAAAAGCUGAUGAAGAAAAGAUAAAACUUGAAUUAAAAAUUGAAGAACUCUGGAAAGAACGAGAAUCAGCGCAAAGAGAAUCUGAAGAGUUGCAAGUUCAAUUACACAUGACGGAAGAUAAAGUUGAUAGUUUGCAAAAUCAAUUGCACGAAACUAUUAGAAAGCUCAAAGAUGCCGAAAAUCUUAACGAAACAUUGCGUAAAGAGUUAGUGGAUAUUAGGAGGCAAUUAGCCGACUGUACGUAUGAGAAAGAAAAAUAUAACAGUAGCAAUAAAGAAUUACGCGAACAUGUGAAACGUAUCGAAAGCGAAAAAAGAGAACAAAGUAGAACGUUAGAAGAAUCGUACCAAAAAAUUUCAGCAUUGGAGGAUAUGAAAUUGAAUAUAGAUGCAGAGAGAUCUCGUCUUCAAGCGCAACUUCGUGAUAUGGAGAAAGAAAUAUUACAAUUACAAAAACAGCUUCAUUUUACUCAAGAUGAGUUACAGAAAUCUCAUCAGAAUAACACGCAAGCACAAAAUGAUGAAAAAGAAUUGCAAGCACGAUUAACUAACGAAACAGAAGAAAGAGAACGUUUGCAGCUGCAAUUACAUCAAGUCAAGAAACAGCUAAUGGAUGUUGAUAAUAGCUUGAAAGUAACAAGACAAGAGCUCGGAAGGUUGCGUUCACGUGCAGAUGAAGAAAAUGAACGGUGGAGAGUUAGAGAACAAGAACUAGUAGUUCGUCUCGAGGAUAGUCGAUGUCGUGAAAGAAAACUCGAGGACCAAAAGCAUAACUUGGAAGUUUGUCUAGCUGAUGCUUCCCAACAGAUUCAAGAACUCAAAGCACGUCUUGGGGGCUCUGAAGGACGAGUUCGAGCACUAGAUACCCAAUUAUCACAACUGGAAAUGGCAAAGAAAGAUGUUGAACAAAAAUUAAGUAGCGUGGCUUCGACAUUACGUCGGAUUGCAGGUAUUCAAUUGGAUGGAAGUGUUAACAUACCCUUCAAAUUAAUGAGUCCAUCAAGAAGGUGGAGCCCAGCAAGAGCUCAAGAUCACAUUGAUUCUACUAGAGAUGUCAUACUUGAUGUUGAUCCUGAAACUAUUAGAAAAGGUGUACGAUCUCUCAUGCAACAAGUAGCUCAAAUCGAACGUGAAAGGGAUGAUUAUAAAACGGAAUUGUGUAACUUGAAAAAACAAUUGGUAGAAACUCAAGAGAUUCAGAAUAGAUCAGAUAUGCAAAUAAACACUUUAUUAACGAAUAUAAGAAUACUCCAGGACGAAAAGAAUUCAUUAGAAGUAAAAUUUUCUCAAAAACAGAGUGGCUAUGAAAUGCAGUUAAACGCUUUGCAACUAAAAACAGAAGAAUGCGAGCAAUUGCGUGAAAAGAUAGUCAAUCUUGAAAUGAUGGUUAGUAAUAAUUCUGAAGAAAAAACACAGUCCGAGGAAAAAGUAGACAAACUGAAACAAACUUUGAGCAAAGUAGAAAAUGAAAAACGUAAUCUACAAGAGGAACUUAACAGAAGCGAGUCCCGUGCUACAAAAUUAGAAUUGCAAAGAAUGUCAUUGGAAGGUGAUCUUCAAAGAUUGCAAAUGAUGUUUCAGGAAAAAGAUGCAAACAUUCAUAAAUUACAAGAACGAAAUGAUACACAAAACCGAACAAUAACGAGUUUAGAAGAACGUUGUACUUCAUUGAAAUCUACCAUAGAACAAUUAAAUCUUACAUUAGAAAAGGCAUCCAAUGCAGAAAGCGAAUUAAAGAAUGAAAUUAAUUCAUUGCAUCACAAUAUUAUGGAAUUAACAACUACCCUACAGGCUUCUAAUGAGAAGAAUAAACAGUUACAAAAACAACUUUCAAAUACUGAGAAUGAACGCAGAAUUUUAUCUGAACGCAUAGAAUUUUUGCAACAAUCUUUGAACGAUUUGAAGCAUACAAAUCAAACAUUAACGGAUCAAAUUACUUGUCUACAAAAUGAAUUAGCGAAUAAUGAAGUACAACGUUGUGCCUUAGAAUCUCAAUUGAGAAUAAUUGCUUAUCCGCAGGAAGAAAGUACAAACAAAAACGAAGAAUUGCUACGACAGUUACAAAUAGCGCAAAGAGAGAGAAGUGAAAUGAGAGGAAAAAUGGAAGCUCUUAAUGAUAAAAUGAAAUUAUUGGAAGCUGAUAAACGUAAUUUGGAGCGGCAAUUAUCAUUAUUUAAAUCAACUAGCCGUAGCAAAAGCUAUGAACGUUCUGAAAAAGCACACAUGGAAUUACUUGGCACGAGUUUCGAUAUAGAUCAUUACGAGCAAGAAAACAGAGAAUUAAGAUUGAAAGUCCGUAGAUUAGAAACACAACUUGCAGAGAAGGAAGCGGAGCUUAUAAGAAUAAAAUCAAGUUACAGUCACACGCACUCAAUAUUUGAUUUUAGUCGAGAUAGGACCGGAGAAGUUGAAAGACUUCGAGCAGCUCAAUUACAGGCUGAGAAAUUAUUAGAAGCAAGAGAACAAAGUCACCGUCAACAAGUUUUACGUUUAGAAAAUCAGAUACAACUACUGCGGGAACAACUUAAUCAAGAAAUAAAACGUCGACAAUUAUACGUCUUACGAAGUUCAAGAGCUGGCAGAGAAAUGCAACAAUUAAGGCAGGCCUUAGGCGAUUCUUUGAGAACCGUAGCGCAAGAUCCAUCAUUAGACGCAGUGUUAUUAGAACAUGAAGCUCGGAAAUUAGAUUCUACUCUGACAAGUACUACCAGUUUACCGCCAUCAUUAGCUUUACCUCCACCACCGUCUUACGAUAGAUCUUCCACACCAGCACAGCUGAAAUAAGGUGUAAUAUUGUUUCAGACUGAAUCAGAUGUUGAAACUGCCAAUGUAUGUUCAAUGAUAUUUACA